AGGUGCGUGAAAUAUCGCGGUAGAUAUUCGCAGGUGAUUUUAUUUUUUUACGCAUUCCCGUUGACGUGAAAUUCUUUUCUUUCACGAUAUUCAAACCAGACUAUCGAUAAAGAAAAACUUGAAGUUUGUACAACGUCCAGUUGUCUUUCAUGUGCUGGUAUAUCCAUUUGUGACUUCAGUUUUAGGGUGUAAGAAGAAAAACAUGUAGUACAAUAUUUGUUAUACACGUUAUCUAUAAAUAAUUGUUGUAAUAAAUGUGCGAUAAAUAGAAAUUAUUUUUAUCACACGCGAUCUAUACGGAUAUUAUGCGUAAAACAAUUGUACGAUCACGUGUUUGAAAAUGGCGUAACGGUCCGUCUUUUUGGGUGAAAAAAUAAUCCAACUCCGAGAUGAAACCCCGUCAUAGUUGCGUUUUGAGUUCGAGGGAUUUCGAAGCGAUACCCAGAGCUAGUGUCAGACACUGCAAAUAUUUCGUUAGAAAGUGGAAGCAGUGGACUACCAUCAGUACGCGUAAUCAUAGAACGAAAUUUUACGUACCUAGUUCUGCCGGUCUCACUGAUGAAAAAAGACGCCACAUGAGAAUGAAAUGGUCAGGGAUAAUACAUCCAUUUAGUCAGAUGAGAAUGGUGUGGGACACGUUAAUGGUGAUUGUGUAUUGCGUCUCAUUUAUCACCAUUCCUCUGAUGACGUCCUUUAAGAUUCUCAAUUUCUUUGAGAUCCAAAUGGACGACUUCAAUCUUUACGUGUACGCUUUUUGUUGGGCUGACAUAUUCAUGAAUUGCGUAUCUGGGGUCUACGACGAAGCGACGGGGAGGAUCGUACUGGAGCUCCGUGAAAUAAUUCGCAUUUACAUGGAGGGAUUUUUUUUCAUCGACGUUGUAUCAUCGAUUCCGUACGACCGAUUAACUCUACCGUGGAGAGUUCUUCCGGGGCCGAAUUCCGGACUCAUUAUUCCCACGAUAAAUCUCGUGAUGCCAAAUCUCAAACUGCUUCGAUUUAUCACAGUUAGCGCUUACAGUAGUCAGAUUUUCAAAGUAAGAUUCCAUUUUAACGUUCAACAUAUGGUGUCCCAAGCUUUCAAUACCGUCAUUUUUGCACUGUUCAUGUUACACUGGUUCGCCUGCCUGUGCUACGCUUUACCUACCCUCGUUAUGAACCUGAAUCAGCACACGAUCGAGAAUUGUCAAUGUUGGAUAUCCCAGCUGGGAACAAAAGAACCAUCAAUGCACACGUUGUACAGACAUAGUUUGUUCAUGGCCGUUAUUAACUUGACCGGUAGCAGCUAUGGCAUUAUUCCCCCCGUCAGAUUGGGUCACAUGAUGGUCUGCACUAUACUAAUGCUCGCCGGAAGUAUAUUUAUUAAUUAUAUAAUCGUCAUGAUUCUUCAAAUGAGAUCGCAGAAGUAUAUAACUGAAACUAAAUACGAAGAGAUAAUGAACCAAUUGCACGCUUAUAUGCGGCAAAAACAGUUACCGGAAUACAUGAAACGGCGGCUUUUAGCCUACUAUUAUUACAGAUUUUUGAAAAGUUUUUACAGAGAGAAAGAAAUCUCUUCGACUUUGACCGAUGAUCUUCGUCGGGAUAUUGCUCUGCAUUCGAGUCGUCGUUUCAUACAAAACGUUUCUCUAUUCAGAGACCUACCUCGUAGCGUUCUUGAAUCGAUCGUCGUUAAUUUAAGAAUGGAAUUAUAUUUGCCUAACGACGUCAUCGUCAAGGCAGGAACGCAGGGUGAUUGCAUGUUCUUUUUAGCGAGUGGAACGGUCGCGGUGUUAACGCCAACGGGGAAGGAAGUAUGCCACCUCGAAGACGGAGCCCAUUUUGGCGAAGUUGCUCUUUUGGUGCAAGAUCAGAGGAGAGUAGCUAGCGUUGUUGCGAUCGAAGUUUGCAACGUCUUUCGUUUGGAACGUAAAGAUUUUCGGCGUUGUAUCGCGGUGCAUACGGAUCUUUUUGCGAAAAUCGAACGACUCGCUACCGGCCGUAUGGAAAAAACUGUUCUACUCGAAGAACAGCACAAGCGUUUUUUGUUGCAAAGAUCCAGUAGGAGACCUUCGACAGGUAUAAGAAAUUUGAGAACGAUGAGUUUGUACGUCACGCCGAAGCCUGAAAGUAAAAAGUGAUCGUAUAUUCUUUAACAAACCGGGGAAUUGAACUAACAAUUACCCAACUAAUAAUUAUAAUAGGCAAAUAAUUUUGUUUUAUCCACUAUGGAUAGUGAAAGGAAGUAAUUCUUCGUGACGUAACGAUAACCGUACUACUUAAAAUAAUAGUACAAUCAUUUAUUCAUUCGUCAUUCAUCCGCAUGAUCAGCGUAAAGGGUAGAUUUACGUUGAGAUUACAAAAGAACAUUAUCAUUUGAUCCGUAUAAUAUAUUAUUUAUUGUACCUACAGAUAUGCUUAGGUAUUACAUAUAUUAUAUACCAUGAUUCUAUUUUUCAAAUGUUCUAUUAGUUAUCAUUGAUU
Messenger RNA from Athalia rosae (coleseed sawfly), 2460 nucleotides. RefSeq names its product potassium/sodium hyperpolarization-activated cyclic nucleotide-gated channel 1-like. Lineage: Eukaryota; Metazoa; Arthropoda; Insecta; Hymenoptera; Athaliidae. The coding region runs from base 390 to 2117 and encodes 575 amino acids. The transcript is spliced from 8 exons. The record is from RefSeq and is a predicted model, not a curated record.